CGGGGGGUCCGGGCUGAGGAGACGCCGGCAGCGGCGGGAGAUGAGCCUCGGGCGCUGAGCCGGUCCCGCCGCUAACGGCCCGAACGGGGACGAGGAGCCUCGGGAUGGCGGCGGCCGGGGAGGCUCCGGCCAAGGGGAGCGGAGGCCGCGGCGGCGGGAGCUGAGGCGAGGGCCAGCGCGCGGGCCGCCCGGCUCUCGGCCGCCGGGCCUCCCCUUCAACGCCGGUCGAGGCCAAACUUCCCUCCUCCCGUCGGAGGCGGCUGCGGGGGCGGAGAUGCGGCCCUGAAGAAGGGGCGGCGGCGGGAGUUCCCCUUUGCCCCCGGUGGGAGAGGAGGGGUUUCCUCCCCCUUCUCCCGUCCGCCCCGUCCCGUCCCGUCCCGUCCAGUCCUUCCUGGGGAGCGGCGGCGGCCGCCGUGGGAGCCGACAGGGCUCCGGCACGGCCAAGGCGAUGUCGGCGGCGGCGGCGGCGGCGGCGGGCGCCAUCUCGGCCUCGGAGAAAGUGGACGGCUUCACCCGGAAAUCGGUGCGCAAGGCGCAGCGGCAGAAGCGCUCUCAGGGCUCGUCGCAGUUCCGCAGCCAGAGCAGCCAGGCGGAGUUGCAUCCCCUUCCCCAGCUCAAAGAUGCCACUUCGAAUGAGCAACAAGAACUUUUCUGUCAGAAGUUGCAGCAGUGUUGUGUACUGUUUGAUUUCAUGGACUCUGUUUCAGACUUGAAGAGCAAAGAAAUUAAAAGAGCAACACUGAAUGAAUUGGUUGAAUAUGUUUCAACAAAUCGUGGUGUGAUUGUAGAAUCUGCUUAUUCUGAUAUAGUGAAAAUGAUCAGCUCCAAUAUUUUUAGGACACUUCCACCAAGUGAUAACCCAGACUUUGAUCCAGAAGAGGAUGAACCAACACUUGAGGCCUCAUGGCCCCACAUACAGUUGGUGUAUGAAUUCUUCUUGAGGUUUCUGGAAAGCCCUGAUUUCCAGCCAAGUAUUGCAAAGCGUUUCAUUGACCAGAAAUUUGUACAGCAGCUCUUGGAGCUUUUUGAUAGUGAAGAUCCCAGAGAACGUGACUUCCUGAAGACAGUUCUUCAUCGAAUUUAUGGAAAAUUCCUUGGAUUAAGAGCAUUCAUCAGAAAACAGAUUAACAACAUUUUCCUCAGGUUUAUAUAUGAAACAGAACAUUUUAAUGGUGUUGCUGAACUCCUUGAGAUAUUAGGAAGUAUCAUCAAUGGAUUUGCACUCCCCUUGAAAGCAGAACACAAGCAAUUCUUAAUGAAGGUUCUGAUUCCUAUGCACACUGCUAAAGGAUUAGCUUUGUUUCAUGCUCAGUUGGCCUAUUGUGUUGUUCAGUUCCUGGAAAAAGACACGACAUUAACAGAACCGGUGAUCAGAGGAUUGCUCAAAUUUUGGCCCAAAACUUGCAGUCAGAAAGAGGUGAUGUUUUUAGGAGAAAUUGAAGAAAUCUUAGAUGUUAUAGAACCAACCCAGUUCAAAAAAAUUGAAGAACCUCUCUUCAAACAGAUAUCUAAGUGUGUAUCAAGUUCUCAUUUUCAGGUUGCAGAGAGGGCAUUGUAUUUCUGGAAUAAUGAAUAUAUACUUAGUCUGAUUGAGGAGAAUAUUGACAAAAUCUUGCCGAUUAUGUUUGGCAGUUUGUACAAAAUCUCCAAAGAACACUGGAAUCCGACCAUCGUAGCAUUAGUAUAUAAUGUACUGAAAACGCUAAUGGAAAUGAAUGGCAAACUCUUUGACGACCUUACAAGCUCCUAUAAAGCAGAAAGACAGAGAGAGAAAAAGAAAGAACUGGAACGGGAAGAAUUGUGGAAAAAACUAGAAGAUCUGAAGCUUAAGAAAGCACUGGCUGAGAAGCAGAAUAGUGCUCACAAUGUGCUCAAUGCACAUAACACAACAAGUGCCAAAUAAAAAGAUGACGACCUCUGCUUGAUAGACACACUUUUGUACACUUUUUUGAAAUAUAUAAAAAUUGCAAAACAGAAACCUCAUCAGUAUGGUAGAAUUUAAAAGGCCAAUUCUUUUCUCUGGCAACUGUAAAUGAAAAAAUAUGGACUAAAAAUAGCCUAAUUUUACAUCAUGGCCACAGUAUAUUGUAACCUUGUCUAAUCAUUGAUUUAUUGUGUCAGUUCGGAAGUUUCAAAGAAGUGAAUGAAUUUUAUCAUCCAUGAUAUGAGUGAGAUAAUUAUGGGAGUGGUGAGAAUUAUGACUUGAAUUCUUUUUUUUUUUUUUGAUUGUGUUGCACAUAGAUGUAGUACGCUAUGUACAUUUUUCCCUUUUUUUAUGUGCUUUUCACAUGGCUGCAGACCUUGGUUGAGUUCUAGAAAAGCCUUCUAGCUCUGCUGCAUUUCCUCAGAACUAAGGUACAAUCCUUCUCCUUCUUCCACUCAAUAACAUAACCUGCCCUUUCCCUUUUGCUCUUGAAGAUUGUACAGUUUUAAGAAACUUAAAUUUCUCUUUAUAAAAACCAACUAGAAAAGAAGUAAAAGCUAGGAAAAUAAACCAAAUCUCUUCAGUCGACUAAAAGCAAGGAGUCAACUGAAGAAACCUCUUCCUUCUUGCACCACUCCCUCCAGUGACAUUCAGAUGAGCCGAAGGCAUUGUUAGAAAGUAGUGCAAAGCACUGUGCCCUAACCUCUCAUGCCUUUCUCCUUUUUCCCGUCACAGGGUCUGCGAGCUCGCUACCUCGCACCCGGGUAUCUUAGUUUGGUGAUGCAGAGCUGUAAUGGUGGCCUGGCUUUAUUUAAUAGAAAUGCAGUAUGCUUUCUAAAUAGAAGACUGAAAAAGUUGACUAUAGAGGUCUUUUAUGUUUUUACUUGAUCAAGUAUUUCUUACAUCUUUGUUAUCAGAGUACCAUUCCAAUCUCUUAAUUUGCAGUUGUGUGGAAAACUGUUUUGUAAUGAAAGACCUUCACCGGGGGAUUGAGCAGCAUUUAAUAAAGUCUAUGUUUUUAUUUU
Ornithorhynchus anatinus (platypus) is the source of this 2949-nucleotide messenger RNA. RefSeq names its product protein phosphatase 2 regulatory subunit B'alpha (gene PPP2R5A). The coding region runs from base 449 to 1903 and encodes 484 amino acids. Gene Ontology annotation, cellular component: cytosol; protein phosphatase type 2A complex; nucleus. The transcript has 13 exons. Gene Ontology annotation, molecular function: protein phosphatase activator activity. Lineage: Eukaryota; Metazoa; Chordata; Mammalia; Monotremata; Ornithorhynchidae. The record is from RefSeq and is a predicted model, not a curated record. Gene Ontology annotation, biological process: signal transduction; protein dephosphorylation.